This is a messenger RNA of Sphaerodactylus townsendi, 10872 nucleotides long. RefSeq names its product family with sequence similarity 126 member B (gene HYCC2). The record is from RefSeq and is a predicted model, not a curated record. Gene Ontology annotation, biological process: phosphatidylinositol phosphate biosynthetic process; protein localization to plasma membrane. The coding region runs from base 226 to 1986 and encodes 586 amino acids. Gene Ontology annotation, cellular component: plasma membrane. The transcript is spliced from 13 exons. Lineage: Eukaryota; Metazoa; Chordata; Lepidosauria; Squamata; Sphaerodactylidae.
GCUGACAGAGGGCCGGAGGCGGCAGUAGGAAGGAGAGGGAGGCGCCGGUAGCCGCAGUGACAGCCGCGAUGGUGGCAGGCGCUCCGGCGGGGGGAGGCGACUGAGAGCUAGUGACUGUUUUAAAGGCUGACAAAUGUAUUCCAGAUUGGAAAAUGGCUGCAUUCCUUCGCUACCUCCAUUAAACAACUGACUUAACACAGGUGACAGAGGAGAAGUGGUAAGAAAAUGCUUGGAUCAGAACGUGCUGUGGUAGAAGAAUGGCUGUCAGAAUUCAAGGUGUUACCUGAAACACAGAUCGCCAGUUAUGCAGCCACGCUUCACCGGAAAAAAACAUUGGUGCCUGCUCUUUACAAAGUCAUUCAGGACCCAAACAAUGAGCUUCUGGAGCCCGUCUGUCACCAACUCUUUGAACUCUACCGUAGCUCUGAGGUUCGACUCAAAAGGUUCACGCUGCAGUUCUUACCAGAACUGAUCUGGGUUUACCUGCGUCUGACUGCCAGCAAAGAUCGACAGAGCAACGGCUGUAUUGAAGCCCUGCUCUUAGGGAUUUACAACUUGGAAAUUGCUGACAAAGAUGGGAACAAUAAGGUUUUGUCUUUCACCAUCCCUUCUUUAUCCAAGCCAUCAAUUUACCACGAGCCAUCUACUAUUGGAUCUAUGGCUUUGACGGAAGGAGCCCUUUGUCAACAUGACCUUCUCAGAGUAGUUUAUAGUGACCUGCACCCUCAAAGAGAAACGUUUACGGCACAGAACAGGUUUGAGGUGCUGCGGUUUCUUAUGUUGUGUUACAACUCUGCCAUUGUCUACAUGCCCGCCUCUUCUUAUCAGUCGCUUUGUAGGAUGGGUUCCAGGCUCUGUGUGAGUGGGUUUCCACGGCAACAUGAAAAAUACUGGAAGGAAGAUUGUGGUAGAGUAGUCCUGGAUCCUGACUUCAUGGUUCAGCUCCUCACUGGAGUUUAUUAUGCUGUAUACAACGGACAGUGGGAUCUCGGCCAAGAAGCUCUGGAUGACAUCAUUUACAGAGCGCAGCUUGAGCUCUAUUCACAGCCGCUGUUGGUUGCGAAUGCAAUGAAGAACUCCUUGCCCUUUGAUGCUCCUGACACAUCACAAGGAGGACAGAAAGUGCUGAAGGUGGAGGUGACGCCAACUGUGCCGAGGGUUUCUCGGACUGCCAUCACAACUGCUUCGAUCCGCCGGCAUCGCUGGAGAAGAGAGGAUGGCUUUGACUUCUCAAGUGAUGCUGACUUGAGCAUUCCCGGAUCUCCGAUCCUUCCUGGCUCCACAGACCUAGGGAUCAAACGCAAGCAAGAGGGGGACGUGCUGGUGCUCAGGACCCCUGAGCAUGGCUCACCGGAGCCCAACUUGACAUCAGCUACUGCAGAGGAUGUUGAUGGUAUCAAUGGAAGAGAAGAAUCCAUCAAUCUGAAUGAUGCCGAUGAAGGGUUUUCAUCUGGGGCAUCCCUGAGCAGCCAGCCGGUUGGGACCAAACCUCCUUCCUCUGCAUCCCAGAGGGGAAGCUUACGGAAAGGAGGAAAUAGCCGUUCAGCCAAGGAAAAAGAAGCAGUCUCAGCUACCAAGUCCAGCGAGAGCCCCCGAGAGCCUGCUCGUAAGCCGUACCUACACCAGUCGGUCGACCUGGGGACAGAUGCGGUUGAACUGACUCCUACGAAGAAACACCUCAGCCUGCCUGCUGGGCAGGUGGUGCCAAAAGCCAGUAGCGUGAGCCUGAUCCGGACUGCCAGUGCUUCUUCCAGUAGAUCCUUUGACUACGUGAAUGGCAGUCAAGCAGGUUCUGGUAUUGGCCUAGGCAGUGAGGGUGUCACUAACUUGGCGUCUGGCAACACCAAUAGGUUUUCAACUAUUAGUCUACAGGAGGACCGCUUAGGCCAAGCUGGAAACGGGAAGGAUGUCCUCGGGCCAGGAGCUCCUCUGACCAAGCAGUCCCGAUCCCCGAGUUUCAAUAUGCAAUUGAUAUCCCAAGUUUAGCUUUGUUGUUCUGCCCCCCCUGCCCCUGCCCCUCUUUGAGCAGCAACAGCAGCUAUUAUCCUAUACGGUGUGAAAACCCCUGGCUUUUGUGAUCUCGUUCGAUUCAUUUUAGAUACCACAUUAUAUUUUGUACUGAAACAGCAAUAAAACCUCAUGUUCCAGUCCCUCUCGCCCACCCCUUUCCUGCCUCCUCCCCUCCCCUGUGAUUGUGAAGCAGUAUGAAAUUGUACUAUCUGCCUUUUCCAUGCAUUCCUUUCUCCUUGGGUGAUGUGCAAUCCAUUGUAGGCCGAUCAGUCCCAUUUCAACACUGUGAGUCUUGAGAAGAUCAGAGGAAAUGGUGAAUGUGAUCCCUAUGAAAACGAAGCUUUUGGCUUUUCUGAGAAAUAGAAACGGGUUAGUUUUCUCAAUCUGCAGUUCUGCAAAGACUACUGGAUUGUGACUUUUCUUUUGUUUCUUGGAACCAGGAGUGCCUCAGAGAUGGUGUGGAACUUCUGGACUCUGAGUUCGUGCAGCCAGUUCCGAGGGAGGGGAAUGCUGUCGUUGCUGCUGGUGGCUGUCGAAAUGCACUUUGUCACUGAAAUGAGAGUAGUCCUCCUUCUCUGCCGUUCUUCACUCUCUUCCCCCUAAACUUUUAACGUUCAGCAACUGAGACGUGCAUGUUACCAAGUUGGUACCCACUCCGCUCAGAAGGAGCGGGCAGUAAGUAGACAGUGUAGGUUACAAUACACUUUUAAUGGCGUUGUAGCCAUGUUUCUUGUUACAUGUCUUCCCCCUCCUUGAGGACACAGGGUUGUAUUUGCAUAUAUACACGAGGACUUUGAGAAAAAAAAGAAUUAUGUUUAUCAUAACAGAGAAAUGGAAAAGGGGCACCUGGUUUUCCCAAGCUACUCGGUUGCUGUUCCUUUUAAGAUGUUAUUUUUGUAAGUCGGUGAUCCUCGAACUGAACAAAAAUAGCUGCAGGCGAAGUGGGAGAAUUUUUCAGGGUCCUUAGAGUGGUGUGACUAAAUUAGGUUGCAGUCAAGAUGGGAGCGUUCGCCAGCAUGAUGUGCCAGGAAACAGAGGUGACUCCUCGCAGUUAAAACUGAAACAUCAAUGUUCCCUUAAAACACCGUGCAAACGGAAAGUGUGUUAGCAGUCUUCUGUCCCAGAGGAAGAGUUCUUUGCCUAUCUUUUGAUUAAUCCGGUGCAUUUGUGAUCGUUUCACGUAUCUAGUAGUGGGUUUGCCCCUACUGUUGAUCAUCUGAGAACUUGUGCUGUCGAUUCUACUUUUGAGCCCACGUCACUAGUGUGUGGGUCAUAUUUGGCGCCAAUUCUGUAGAACUCUACUUUAAACUGCGUUUCUUAUUCCAAAGGAAAAUGUUGAUCAUGUUUUGGUCUGUCUUGUAUACUUAAGAAACAAAAGGCAAUGUGCGUUAAUUUUUUAUCCCUUGCUAUAUGUUGAACUGGAAUUUUACAGGUUAUUUAUUAAUCUGUGGAAUGAAUGGAAGUUAUAUUUUCCCCCACUGGUAGUUUGGGUUCAUUACAUUGGAUGAAGAAGCUUUGGGGUAGUAAAAAGGUAAUAAGCUAUUUUUGGUGAAUUAGAACUCCUUCAGAACUCUGAAGUGCCAUUAUAUUGGUAGUGAGUAUUGAAAACCAUUUUUAAACGUAAUGAACUACAAACCUGUUUUGUUUUGUUUGUUUGUUCCUCUUUUCCUCCCUGACUCUCUAACAAAAGUUGGGCUUCUUGAAAAGAAACCUAGCCAAGCAAAUAGUAACUUCUUUUAGCGCAGUUGUUAGAACGGUUGCUCUGGAAGGGCCCUUACUGAAACUAAACUGAUGCUAAACUAUUUAAUAUCAUAUAAUGGAGAUUCAGGAAAGCUGAUCUGUGAAUCACUAGUUAAUUGCAAAUCAAUAUAUAUGUGCUAUUUAGCUUUUCCAAGCCUCUUUUUUGACUCUGACAUCAUUGUUAAAGGGUAAUGCCAAGGAGGUGCUUCGGAAAGUGUUCGUUUUCAUAUAAUGGUGAUGGGUUCCUUUCUUUUUCUACGGCCCUGGCAUGAUCCACGCUUAACCAGAAUUUGUGGCUUUGCAGAAACACUUCCCUUUUUUGAAGAGUAGAAACCAUGUCAGGGAUCCAGAGGCCCCACAAGAUUUGUUUUGCAUGCCCAAGAUGGGUUGGGUUUGUAUUUUUAAACAAACAGUAGCCCAUCGUACCACAUAUCCAUCUGCUUUUGAACCUGCAGGCACUUCCAAAAGCCAUGUGGCAACAGAGGGUCUAGUGGGGUGAGACCAUAUGUUCAGAGAGGUGAAAAAUCCCUCGAGUCUGACAAGAGCCCUUUGGAAUCUGCCCUGUUUUCUGAAUAGACGAAGCCCUAAAAAUGAAUAUUAGUCAAAGAGGGAAAAAACAGCCGUGACGGUGCUGAGGACAAUUUCACUACGUUGCGUCCUUGGGAAGACGGAUGUCAAAUCUUCAAGCUAGUUUUACGAGAACAAGACAGUGUAUUUCUGAUAGAUAGUUGUAGUGCAUGCACCCUAUAAAAACUGCUUAUUAAGCAUAUUGGUGGUUGGUAGCCCUGCUCUCCCAUUUGAGUGAUCAUUUUUUACUGUAAGUCUUUGUCUUACAGUGCAUAUAAAUUACACACAAACGCACUAAAUGACAAAAAUUUUCUUGUCUGUGUUCUGUUUUAAAUUACAGUAAUUUCUAGGGAUGGCAUGGUCAGAUAGCAGCAUUCCAACUCAAACUGAUCAAUAUUUUUUUUUCUGUUUGGUAAAAUGUCUUGUUUUUCUUUGUUUUCACUUCCUUUUGGCAUAUUUUAAUAUUUGCUUGCUGUUCUUCAUUUCACCAUUAUUGUUGUAGAUUCUCUUUCUCUCUCUUUGUUGCUCCCAUAACUGCAGCAUCUAGAGAAUUAUGUCUUGUAAUUGAUGAAUGCAACUGAAAAUGUGUGGCUCAUUGGAUCAAAGCAGACAUGAUGCAGGAGUUGUGUGGCUGUGCUCCCAUACAAAUUUGUUUAGACUUCAAAGCAGUUGGUUGGAGAUGCUUGCUUGAUUGGGGGAUGUGGCGCCAUGGAUCACUGUUUCCUCCUGUGCAAUUUCCACGAUCUAAAUCAUAUCCCUAGAGCUGCUUUGUAUUUCUUGUGAAUCAGGGGGAAAGGUUAAAUACCCCAUCCCCCACAGUACCACUUGGAAGUCAGGUUCACAGCUCCACACUUGUUCUUCAACUUAUUCAAACCAAGCAAGCUGGGCCCAGGGCGGGGGGGGGGGGGGGGGCCCUUGUUCACUGAAAUUAAGCAGUCGUGUUAGUGGGUUGAGUUCUUGCUGCUUUAGUGUCUUCUGCUCCAUGCAAAGUUGUUCCAAAGUUAUGCUAAAGCAUUGUUUGGAUGCUGGGUAGGCAUAAACAGUGUCUGAGUGUAGAUGAAGUGUUACCCCAUUUGUUAGGGGACUGGAAAGUCUCUUUAGGCUUACAUGCACCUGCUUCUCUUCUCCUACUGAAAUUCCUCCCUUUCGUUUGUUUUCAAUGGCAUCUGCACAGAAAUAUAUCUCAAGAUUAGCUAGCUUUAAAUCAGAGAUGGUGGCCUAGUUCUAGUCAGGGUCUCAAAUACUGGUUUAAAGCUAUCUAUGGUUCAUGUUCAGUUUGAACCAGGCUUAAUGCUCAAAGGAAGAGAGUGAGUGAGGCAGGUGGAUUAUAUUGAGCUUGAGGGAUAUUGCUAUUCUCUUAGCCAUGGUUAAGAGAGUGCAGAAACUUUUGCACCUUAACCCUCUGUGCUCGAUGAAUUGAUAUGGGAAUGAGAUGAAAUGGCAUUGAAUUAAGAUGGAUAUGUUAGCCUUGUCAAAUGAGGUAAUUGCUGUUAGCAUUGGCCAAAAAAAGCUAUUUACCCUAAAGGAGAUGUGUUGGACAAAAUAUUUUUCAAUGACAAAAAACAGAUACUUAUAUAUACAGAUCUUUGCUCCAAGCAAUUCUGUUAUGUCAUAGCUCCAAUUACAUUGUGAUGGCAACUCCUAAUAGUGAUUUGUUCCAAGUGCAGCUAACAUGAGACGAACAAAAGGUUCCUCAUGUAUAAAUUUUCAAGGACCUGUGGAAGAAUGUUAGUUCGAAAAGGUUGUUCUGAAAAUGAAAGCUGGAGUAGGUAAAAUGAUGCAAUUUGUGUGUGGGGUGGGUGGGUGGGUGGGUGUUGGCAUACACUAUGGAGGAAGAUCACUGCAUAUCAGUUGAACUUGCAUGUAACUUUUGGCUCUUCAGCCAUUGUAGGUGUGGAGGAAAGAGUAACCAUCCAACUACUAGUUAGUCAGCAGACUUAAAUGGCUGGUCUUUUGGUUCUAGAGUUGGACAACCUCUCAGAAUUGCCUUCACACCACAGCUUGGCAGAAAGCAGCUGGAUUGAUACAAAACAAGACCAAAUCUUAUGCUGACUCUGAAAACAUUGGACCUCAUUCGCUGCAGAUAUUACAGGCAGCUCUCUGGUUUAGUUUUCUCAGCAUGAAACUUGUACACACGGAAAUGAUACAUUCACGUCAUAGUGGAUCUGUGUCAGAUAAGCUCCUUGUAGGAUUUGCAAAUGUAGUGGUGUUUGAUAACAUAAACCAGACAUUUCAUGUUGAAUCUUUUGUUCUAGGUUUAAAGUAGUUGAUUUCACAUGUUUUGACUCUGCAGGUAGUGAAACUAACCAUGUUUUUGGACUUUUUUUUUUUGCACUACUUUUGUGAACAGUAGAAUUUGGGAAAGAUUUUUGUUUCUUACGUGAUGGGUGUGUGUGUAUGUGAAUAGAAGCAUACAUUUGUCAUGUGUUGACAAUCAGUUGCCUCAAUUGUUUAUAUGCUCUAUGUAAAUAUAAUCAAUAAUAUAAGAUCCUAAGGCAAAAUGUAUUCCUAAAUAGCAACAAAGCUACUGCAUCUUUCUUACCUCUUAAUAUAUAACAUUGUUUGCAGUUUCAUCUUUAAUAAUCAGUAUUUACCUGUCAGGGAAAAGACUUUUCAGGUGGCUACAGAUAUAUUCUGGUAGAAUAAUUUUAGAGCAGGAACUGCUACCACAAAAUUAUAACUCAAACUACAAUGACCCCUUCCCCACCAGAAUACACCAGUUGCCAUUUAACUUGUAAAACAGUUCAGGUGUUAGGUAAUAUACAGUGUAUUUUAUUUAAGAGAUCUCAAACACACCGAAAGUCAACAAUAUAACAAUGUGGAUAAUUUUUCUCUUGCAUGUUUGGUUUCAGAAAAGGUUGUGCAUUUAUACAGGAAUGUACAAAGCACAGUGUGACCAGCUACUGUACUUAAAAAGGAAGUCAGGCAAACUUUCAAGUUCAACUGGUGAAAUUGCCAAAGACAUGUUAACUUAUUGUCUAGUAUUAAAUGUGUUAUGGAUACGCAGAGAUAGAUUAUGUAUGUAAACUCCUCUACUGGUCCGUUCAUGAUUAAUUUAUUGUUUUACUCCCACCAUGUACAACAAAUAGAUAAACUUUUUUGGCAUAGAUGGAGGCAUGUACACUGUUUUGAAAUCACUGAGACAUAAUUGCUUAGAUGUAUGUUUCACCACCGGGAUCUGCGCACUUCUGUUCAGGUCUUAAAUGUGCCAGAUCCCUGUGGAUUGCAUCUACUGUGCUUAUUUUGAAAUGGAACAUUUAAUUAAUCCUACAAUGUCUUAAGUCUGAGUUCCAAAGAGCUAGUCGGGAUGCGUCACAGGCUUAUACUAAACUUUUAAGGUUUAAUAUUUGACGCUCUCUUUGGGUGGGGUGCAUUCCUGCCUCACUGCAAACUCUUCAAGUUUAAAGACCUAUUUUGCUGAGUGGCAGUGAAAUAAAAUAUCGUUAAAUAAAAACAUCUAAAAGUCUCUGCCAUGAGUUUUGGGUUGUUUAUACCCACUAUAAUUUCAUAUUUCAUUUAGUAGUUUAACUUUGUGCGCAGUAAGUAACUUGAAUAAUCUAUAAUCUGCCUCUAAAAUGUACUAGACUAGAAAGUAUUCAUCACCCUUGAAGCAUCUCCAAAUUGUACAUGAGUGGGAUUUUGGAAGUAGAUGCAGAUAAAAAUGGUGAGACAACCAUUUUCCACAUGUUAAGUCAAAGAUAAAUUCAGUGACAUUCUUUCAUUUAGAUACAGGAGCAAAGGAUGGAUUUGUGUAGUCAUUUAAAAUAAAUGACUGGAAAACUUAGGGGUGAUUGGGACAGAGAAUAGUUCUAAAUCACAACCUGUUCCAUAGCGAUCUUCAAAAUUACAACUUAUAAUGCUGUAUCUCAAGGUUGUACAAGCUGAAGGCACUCACAAUUGUGAAUUACUUCCUAACCUUCCCAAAGCACUCUCUGUUCCCCCUAGAAAGGCACUGUUAGUGGUUGGAAGUUACAGUAGGAGAACUGGGCAAGAAUACCCCCCAGUGAUUCCUCUAACAUUUAGAGCAGGGGUGUCCAACUCUUGUGCUUCAGAUGUUGAGGGACUACCAUUCCCAUCAGCCCCUGCACCAGAGUUGGACACCCCUAAUUUAGAGUGAAGUAGGGGCAAUUUUAUUCAGUUCCCCAUGCUCAAUACAGUGCAUUUUCCCUGGUGGCAGCAAAUUAUCAGGGGUUGCAGAGAACUGCCGGGAGAAAGGAAAGCAGAGAUGGCACCCCUCCAUGUGUUGGAACCAUUGGAUCAAAUCCUGGUGAUGGUAAGCAUAGGUUAUAUCGGUUGGUUUAUUGCAGAGGUGUUCAACUCUGGUAUUUCAGAGGUUCAUGGUCUACAAUUCCCAUCAGCCCCUGCAGUCCAUGAACUUCUGAAGUGCCAGAGUUGGGCACCUCUGGUUUAUUGUCUCUGAUGAAAAGUUCCUCCAGUUUUCAAAGAACUUUAAAAGCAAAAUUAGCAGUUAGUUUACUCUCCUUUUCUGGAAGUAUCAUUAGAUGCAUACGUAUUGUAAUAUUUGAUAAUUUGGGAAUUGGUUACUGCGAAAUAUAUGUGUGCUGCUUUGCAGAAGCAGAUCUUUUCCAGCUUCCCCAAGCAUGCCUCCGCCCCCACCCCACAAUCAAGAAACAAAUGACGGGAGUGCAUUCAACUGUAGUAAGAUGGAGAAACUGGGCAAUAAUAUCAUCUCUCGCUUUCCUCUUCUGCAAGCUCCCAUUAAGAGCUAUUUUGCUUGAUCCUCCUCGCUCAGUGUGACAGUCCCCUGGGCUGGGUGACUUUUUGUCCUUGCAAAUCUUACAUGACUGCCAACAUUGGUUGUUUGGAAGUCUCGGUGGGGAGGGGAGAAAUCUGUGUCCAAGUGCCUUCUGCUUAUACUUCCUAAGAUCCAAUACUUUGUGGUUUUUCUUAGUCACUGAUGUUAAUUUCUGAGAAUAGUCCUAUUUAAAUUACAAGGCACAGAGGUUUUAAUGGGCUGAAAAGGAUACCGUUUAUGUAUUUUGACCUGUCAUUUAUUUUAAAAGCCGAGUUUCCAAGGAUUCUUUUGUGCAGUUUUGUUUCAAUAUACAUUUAAAUCCUAUGGCUACUCUUAAGCAUAUAACAGAAUAGUUUCUGGUGCUUUAAUUGAGAUGGGACCAAGAUUCCUUCAUUUGGGCAUGACCAUCAAGGGUCAGUCCGGUAGUUUAAAGACCCAUAUCUUAAUCCUACAUACGAUAGCCUUGAAAUUGGUGGCGCAGGGAUAGGAAGACUACUGAAUUUUCUUAAGUUUACAGAGCUCUCCUUCCUUUGACUUGAAAUUUUUAUUUAAGAUAAACAGGACUGUAGAGUUUAUCCGGUUUCUGACCUGUAAUCAGUUUCUAAUUUAGUAAUCAGUCUGGAUCAGGGGUCUGCAACCUGUGGCUCUCCAGAUGUUCAUGGGCUACAAUUCCCAUCAGCCCCUGCCAGGGACUGAUGGGAAUGGUAGUCCAUGAACAUCUGGAGAGCCACAGGUUGCAGACCCCUGGUCUGGAUAGAUUCGUGGAUCUUUGCACUUUUCUGUGUUCAUUCAGCUCUUGAAGGUUAUUAAACCUAGACUGCUUAUGAUGUUCUUAGCAUUAUUGUAAACAUUGUGGAAAGGGCAUUUUGGAGUCAGCUGUUUUUUUUUUUGUUUGAAAAGUGGCUCGAUGUGCCAGCUAUAAAGAAAUCUCGUAAUUGGGAACACACCAUUGCAUUUACCUAGAGGCGGGGUUACCAUGCUGUCAGUUACUUGAUUCAGCCAGUCAUCAACAACGAUGCAUGGGUCUGGAUAGUUUUUGCAGACUAUUACUUAUUACAGGUUGUGAAUGGAGAUGCCCCAACGAAUUUUUAAUAUUUGUAAUAAGAUCUGCUUUACAGUUAAUGUUUUGAUUUGUAUUGUCCUGUUGAGUUGCAGUCAGUUUGACAAGCAGCUUUAUAAUCCUCUGAAAGUGAAGGACCUUUUCCCUCUCCUCUAUUUCUUAUACAAGGUUUAUUCGCUGAACUAAGAUUUUUGAAGAAUUUUUACUGUGUUGGCAUUAUGCAACCUGUUUUACCUCGUUCGCAAAAGGAGCAUUGUCAGAAAAACACCCCACUUUACUAUAAACACGAUCUGUUUGGUAAAAGGACUUGGAAAUUCUGUUAAUAUACCACCAGCAUGAGUUUGCAUGUUGGUAACAACACCCAAAACAUUCAGGAUUUAGUGCUGGCAAAGGAAUAAUAAAAAUGGAUGUGUAAUAAAUGCAGUUACCUAAUGUGAGUCCUCUGGAAGAACUCAGCUCAGCUCAGCUAAAAUGUUUGAACAUCAUUCUAUUGGUGCAUGUAAGCCAUUAUUAUAACUGUCUUACUGAACCUGGUUAAUGCUGUUGACUGUUGUUGAAAAUGUGAAAUGUAGUUAACUGUUGACCUUGUAAAUAUCUGCCAGAGAUAAAGAAUAUUUUAAAUCAUUGUAAAUACAGAUGUAUAAAAUUGAAACAUCUGCAAUGCAGAAAUAUAAAUAUAUAUAUAAAUAUAAAUAUAAAUAUAUAAAGAUGUUUAAAAUAAAUAUUGUGCUGUUUCUGG